AUGACGACGACGUUAUUGUCUGGAGUCAUGUCUCGUCUUUCAUACACUCUCGGGCGUAAAGGCCAGCUCAACUAUCCAGGAAUUACAUUUGCCUCCAAGAAAUGUGCAGAAAGUCUUCUGUUGAAGGAUGCUGAGACACACCACUGCUUUUUCCGGACGGCUGGGCUACAUAACCACCUGAGCCAUCAUAUUCUCGCAGCUUACGACUUGGGAGCGCCCGCUGGGCUUUUGCAAAAGAUAUACCAUGACGAAGCUCGCAUCCAACGACCCAUCAUUUGGGAAGAAAAGGACAAGGCGAUAUUAGUCACUGAAGAUAACUGGGUCCAGCACCUCGGUAAUCCAAGUGCCUAUGCUUCAUUUGUCAAAUUCUUUGCCGAACAGAUCGAGGCCUUUGGCUCAACCGCAACUCUGGAACGAUUUGUGUUUGAUAGUGAGAAAUCUGGAGCCCAUAUGCCGGCCCGUCUCAUGAGCGGCGCACUUCAUCCCCUAAUCAUUGUUGGGUAUGGCGCAGAAUUUGCAAACGAUACAAUUAUCGCCACAGGUCUUGCCCAAACUGCGGUACAUAAUCCUGUGGAUUCUAGGCUCUUCAAGUUUCAGGAUAUCAAGGGCGCGACUUCAACGCCCAAGGGCACUGGGAGACAACCCGUCAAAGGGCUUUCCCUCCUCGAAAUUCUACGACAAGUCUACGAUUCAGACAUUCUCCGUCCCGUCCUACCAUAUGAUCCUGACGCUUUGAUCAACGCUCGUCUGAAGGCCGCUCUAAACGGUGGUAGAGCAGAAGAAAUAGUGCGCAUCUGCUCCCAAUACCAACUUUCCGAAACGGCCGGAGAAGACGAAUUGAAAGCCAAGGUGGAAGAAGUCAUGUGGGUCGCUACUCUCCUCAUGGCUGGUACGGGAAAGGAAGGCAGGAAACCAAGGCUCGAUUUCUUCCUCAUGCAUAUCGUCACAUCGUCCCUAUUCCUCCUUCCCAUUCUCAACACUUUGAAGAAGACGGUCCAUAGGGCCGACAUUCUUCGGUCAUAUAUCGCCGUUCUUGUCCUUUUGCUGCUCUCUCGAGGACGCCCCAGGAUUAAUCCAGAGUUACUGAUGUCGUAUACGGAUACGCCUCGCCCUCCCAUACGUGCGGCGCCUAGCAAGUCGGCUCUAGGGAAUCCACAAGUCGAUGAAGAUUAUACCCCUUGGCCAGCGAUGGUAGAAGAUGUUUUAUAUGCUCCGGACUCUCAUGUUGUUAAAACGCUGCGAACUUUACUCUUUGCUGCGCAACAUUACGGUGAUACUCCUCCAGGAGGUGCUAUUGGCGCUUUUAGGCCGGGAGAAGAAGAGGUGAUCGAAACGCAUAAUGGUACCUCAAAAAUGGAUGGCACAAUUUUCAGUAGGGCUGCAGGCUUGGUUAUGGAUUCUAUGGGUUGGGUAACUCAUGGACAGCCAGCAGGGGAGUGGGAUAGGAGCGCUUUGGGGUGGGAUGCUGCAUGGGAUUCAGGUGAUUGA
This is a messenger RNA of Laccaria bicolor S238N-H82, 1488 nucleotides long. RefSeq lists its product as uncharacterized. Gene Ontology annotation, molecular function: oxidoreductase activity. The transcript has 6 exons. The record is from RefSeq and is a predicted model, not a curated record. Bases 1 to 1488 code for a protein of 495 amino acids. Lineage: Eukaryota; Fungi; Basidiomycota; Agaricomycetes; Agaricales; Hydnangiaceae.